This is a messenger RNA of Phytophthora sojae, 678 nucleotides long. RefSeq lists its product as hypothetical. The transcript has a single exon. Gene Ontology annotation, cellular component: cytoplasm; membrane. Bases 1 to 678 code for a protein of 225 amino acids. The record is from RefSeq and is a predicted model, not a curated record. NCBI's taxonomy places the organism in Eukaryota, Oomycota, Peronosporomycetes, Peronosporales, Peronosporaceae.
AUGCGGCGCAUCGGUGAGCUUUACCACUUCUGGCUGCACGAGGCCCCGCUGCUGACCAAGAUGGUGACGGCCGCAACGCUCUUCGGCGCGGGGGAUCGCAUCGCGCAGCGGAUCGAGGCCAACUCGUCUCCAAGCAGCAGCAUCUUCGUUGCGGUAUCGGGUGACAGUGAUCUACAACGCUCAGAAGACGACGCCAAGUGGGUGAGUACCAGCACGGCCCGGACGCUGCGGUUAAUGGUCUGGGGAGGGCUCUUCGCCGCGCCGAUCAUGCACACGUGGUUCCACCUGAUCGAGCACGCGAUCCCCGGCGCUGGCAAGCUCGUGGUGGCCAAGAAGGUGGCGGCCGACAUGAUGAUCAUCGCCCCUGGGACGUCGCUGGCCUUCUUCACCGUCACCAAGUGCGUGGAAGGCGAGCCGAUACACGAGUCCUUCCAAAUAGCCAAGGCCAAGCUGCCCCCGACGCUGCUUGCGGACUACAUGCUGUGGCCGGCGGCGAAUGCUGUCAUCUUCGGUUUGGUGCUGCUGCACUACCGCACUCCGCUCACGCACUGCGUCAGCCUGGUGUGGUCGACAUUCCUGUCUGGGAUGGCCAGCCACGAACCUCCGAAGCUCACGACGCCAUGGAGCACCGGCGCUCCAAAGCCUUCAGUGCCGUCGAGCGCACCACGCAAACCUUAG